Brassica oleracea var. oleracea is the source of this 588-nucleotide messenger RNA. RefSeq lists its product as uncharacterized. The transcript has 2 exons. NCBI's taxonomy places the organism in Eukaryota, Viridiplantae, Streptophyta, Magnoliopsida, Brassicales, Brassicaceae. The record is from RefSeq and is a predicted model, not a curated record. Bases 1 to 588 code for a protein of 195 amino acids.
AUGAGUCAUGUUGAUCCGACACCUUUAAGUGGUAGUGAAGAAGUUGGUAAUGAAGAUAGAUAUGUUGAUAUGGUAAAUGAUGCAUUUCGUGAUAAUGUGAGUUCUGAUAAUUAUCACCAGGAUGGUCACUCGCAGCUAUUCUUAGCUGCUCGAGUCUUGCAAACUAAGGCAGAUUAUAAUAUGAGUGAAAAGUGUGUGGAUUCGGUGUGCCAAAUGCUGAAUGACUAUUUACCUGAUGGAAACAUGGCAACUGACUCACACUACGAGACAGAAAAGUUGAUGCGCAAUUUAGGCCUCCCAUAUUUUACAAUUGAUGUUUGUAUCAACAAUUGUAUGAUAUUCUGGAAAGAAGAUGAAAGGUGGGAAGCAUGUCAGUUUUGUGGUGCAGAAAGAUGGAAGCCUAGGGACAAACGCCGUAGAAACAAAGUACCAUAUAGCCGUAUGUGGUAUCUCCCUAUAGCUGAUAGGUUGAAGAGACUGUAUCAGAGCAAGAAGACUGCAGCGGCAAUGAGGUGGCAUGCUGAGCAACAAGCAAAAGAGGGAGAAAUGUGUCAUCCAUCUGAUGUGGCGGAGUGGAAAAACUUUUAA